Messenger RNA from Meloidogyne enterolobii, 2386 nucleotides. Lineage: Eukaryota; Metazoa; Nematoda; Chromadorea; Rhabditida; Meloidogynidae. The record is from the annotation of a GenBank genome assembly.
AUGUUGGAUCAAUGUUUGGAAAAUGAUGAAAUGGAAUUGUUAAAAUUAAUUUGUCAAUAUUUUUUCGCCACUUGCCAUCAACCUUUUACUUAUUCUGUUCAUACUUUUGAGUUUGAAGCCGGUCCAGAACGUUUUAUGUGUGAAUGUCAAGUACUGGCAACACCCGGUUUUACCACUUAUUUGCCUUGGAUGCGCCCACCGAAUGUUAGUGAUCAAUUGCCGGAGGAAUUUCGAAAGAGAAAUCCGAGCAGAGAAUAUUUUGUGACUGAAAUCAAAAAGGUUGAUUUGCCUAAAGAUGCUCCCGAACAUAUUUUAGAAUCGGAAUUUAUUGAACUACUUGAAAAACGUGCUGUUGGAAAUUCGUUAAUUUUGGAUACUUUAAAUGCUUUGGUUGAAUUAAAAUUUGUUAAUAUUGUUGGUCCAGGCAGACGUAUUAUGCCGAGUGCUACUGGUCUUGAAUUAAUGGAACAAGAAUAUCGAAAGAAAAUUGAUCAACUUGGCGAGAAUGUUACUCAAGUUGAAUCUAACAUUGGAGAUGCUCAAGCUAAUUCUGCUUCACAUUCAUCUUUAGACUCAACAAACACAAUAUCUUCAGUUUCUAACAAUAAUAUUGAAAGUAAUCCAAAUUUAAAUACUAAAAUAUCAGCAGCAAUGAUUCCACCAAUUCAACGCAAUUUUGGUUUUAGACAACGCCAUUUAGGGUCUACACAUUCUGAAUUUUCUGAUUGUAGUACAAGAAUGUCUUUAAGAGAUUUUCCAAUUCAAAAACAACAAUUUCCUUGUAGGAAGCAAUUUCAAUCUGAAUUGACUUUGGAACAACAAAAUGAACAACAAUCAACACCACAAUUAUUACAACAAUUACAUAUUGGAAUGGCUGAAGUACCUGAAGAGAAUUUUAAUGAUAAGGAUAGAGACUGUUACCGUCAACAACGAGCUAAUAAAAAUUCUUCAACGUCAGAGUCCAAUUCUCAUUUUCAUAAUCGAACAAAUAAUGAGCCUUUUAUUGUACGAGAUCAGAACAGCAACAGUUUUGACGGAGAUAUUAAACAAGAAGAUAUUUGUAGUGUUGAAAAUUCCUCACCAUCAAAAUCGGAAACAUUACAACAACAUCGAUGGAGUUGGAUGGCUACAAUUUCUUCUCUACCGGCGAAAAGACGGAGUUUCCCACCCAAAAAUCAAGAAAAGAAUCGUGAAUGGCAUUAUUCGGCUGGUCGGUCUAAUAAAAGUUCUGUUACUGAUGACGAUUUUGGACAAUAUACAUCAAAACGAGUUCGAUUUGAAUCGCCUAAAUUUAAGCGUUCUGCUUCUAUGGCACCAUCAGAACGUUACAAAGAGAAUAACAAUUUGCUUAAUUCUAGUAGAAUGAAAUCAACAACAAAUUUUGGCAAUAGCAACUCUUUUAAUAAUUUUAGAGAAGUUCAACAGAGGACAUGCACUCCACGUCGUCGUUCCCCAUCACCAGAACGUCGUCGAUCACAAUACCGCAACAACAACUUUUCUAAUAGAGAUCACAACAAGUUUUCUUCUCGUUAUCAUGAUCGACAACAAAAUAAUUUUUGUUCAUCUUCUUAUCAAAAACCUCAAAUUGGAACUAAAAGACCGCCUUCUGAUGAUUCAGAUUCUCCAGUAAAAUCGUUUAAACAACAAUUACUAAAUCAACAAAGACAACAAAAGAGCAAUGAUUAUUAUCAACCACAACAACGUCAAAGUCGUUAUGAUAGCCAUAUUAGAGACCGAGAUUAUGAUCGAGGACGACGUGGGUUCCAAAAUCAACAACAAUCAGAGCGUUUUUCGAAUUCACGGAAUUGCCAACAACCGCCACAAUCGUCACAUACUAAUUCUUACAAUGAUUACCUUCCUCGUGGCCGUCCUUGGCAACCAAAUUAUCAACAACAAAAUAAUAUUAGUAGACAACAAUCUUUCUAUCAAAAUCAACAAAAAUUUAAUGGAAAACAACAACAAACUUCAAAAUCACGUCCAUUAGCAGACAUUAAUACAGUCCCUACAAAACGAGGUAAAUGGGUAUGGGUAGAUGAUAAUGAAGGGAAUUAGACAAGGAAAAGAGGAGGAAAAAAUAAUUAAUUUUUGUUUAGAAUCUAAAUAAUUUAAAAUUAAGAUACUUAAAAAAUAUUUUUGUUAAUUUAAAUAAGUUGCCAUUUUUCUUAUUCCAGCGGUUUUUUUUGAAAAUUUUUUUAUACCUAUUUUUUAUAUUUAUGCAUUUCCCAUAUGCCAUUUUUUAGAUGAGCAUUUAUAAUUUAUUUUUUUAUAAGAUAUUUUGGUUCUUGUUCAAGUUUUGUGUGUCCCCCAUAAAUUUGUAUAUUGGAUUCUCGUUUUGAUUUUCAAAUUUGUGGUACUUAAGAUAUCUGUUCGAGGCCAAUGACUUUAA